Molecule: messenger RNA, 2058 nt
Organism: Raphanus sativus (radish)
Lineage: Eukaryota; Viridiplantae; Streptophyta; Magnoliopsida; Brassicales; Brassicaceae
Product: abscisic acid 8'-hydroxylase 4
Exons: 9
Coding region: 120-1541 (473 amino acids)
Biological process (GO): sterol metabolic process
Molecular function (GO): heme binding; iron ion binding; (+)-abscisic acid 8'-hydroxylase activity
Source: RefSeq, a predicted model, not a curated record
UGUUCCAUAUAUUCUCUUUUUCUUCUCCCUCUUCUCCUCUUCUAGAGUUCAAAAUUGUUUCAGCCUCCAAAACAUUUCACUAUAAGCGAAGCAUCAAAUAUUAAAUUGGCUAAUAAAAUAUGGCUGGAUUUUGGCUCUUUGUUAUACCAAGUCUCAUCUUCUGCUUGCUUCUGGUAAAGGUGAUGGUUUCAAAGAAUAACAAGAAAAAGAAAAAGAGGAACACUAGAUGUAAGCUUCCUCCUGGUUCCAUGGGAUGGCCUUACUUAGGCCAGACUCUACAACUUUAUUCACAAGACCCAAAUGUUUUCUUCACUUCCAAGCAAAAGAGAUAUGGAGAGAUAUUCAAAACACGAAUCCUUGGCUAUCCUUGCGUGAUGCUGGCUAGCCCAGAGGCCGCAAGGUUUGUCUUGGUGACUCAUGCUCAUAUGUUCAAACCAACGUAUCCUAGAAGCAAAGAGAAGCUAAUUGGACCAUCUGCUCUAUUUUUCCACCAAGGAGAUUAUCAUGCCCAUAUAAGGAAACUUGUUCAAUCCUCUUUAUACCCUGAAACCAUCCGUAAACUCAUACCUGAUAUCGAACACAUUGCCCUCUCUUCUUUACAAUCUUGGACCAAUAUGCGUAUUGUCACUACCUACAAAGAGAUGAAGAAGUUUGCUUUUGAUGUGGGUAUUCUAGCCAUAUUUGGCCAUUUGGAGGGUUCUUACAAGGAGAUAUUGAAACAUAACUACAGUAUUGUGGACAAAGGCUACAACUCUUUCCCCAUGAAUCUCCCCGGAACAUCUUACCACAAAGCUCUCAUGGCGAGGAAGCGGCUAAAGACAAUAGUAAGCGAGAUUAUAAGCGAAAGAAGAGAGAAAAGUGUCUUGAAAACGGACUUUCUUGGUCAUCUACUCAACUUCAAGGACGAUAAAGGCCGUGUGCUAACCAAAGAAGAGAUUGCGGACAACAUCAUCGGAGUCCUUUUCGCCGCACAAGACACGACAGCUAGUUGCCUAACUUGGAUUCUUAAGUACUUACACGAUGAUAAGAAGCUUCUAGAAGCUGUUAAGGAUGAGCAUAGGGCUUUACUCAAAGAAAACAGUCGAGAGAAGAAGCCUUUAACAUGGGGACAAACGAGGAAUAUGCCACUAACACAUAGGGUAAUAGUUGAGAGCUUGAGGAUGGCCAGCAUCAUAUCCUUCACAUUCAGAGAAGCAGUGGUUGAUGUUGAAUAUAAGGGACAUUUGAUACCCAAGGGAUGGAAAGUGAUGCCACUUUUUAGGAAUAUUCAUCACAAUUCGAAAUAUUUUUCAAAUCCUGAAGUUUUCGAUCCAUCUAGAUUUGAGGUGAAUCCCAAGCCAAAUACAUUCAUGCCCUUUGGAAGUGGAGUCCAUGCUUGUCCCGGGAACGAGCUCGCCAAGUUACAGAUUCUUAUAUUUCUCCACCAUUUAGUUUCCAAAUUCCGAUGGGAAGUGGUGGGACGAGAGAAAGGAAUAGAGUACAGUCCAUUUCCAAUCCCUCGAAAUGGUCUUCCCGCUACAUUUCUACAACAUUCUCUUUAGUUCUUCAACCUUUAAAAGUUUAUUAUUAUUGAAAUUGUCUUAAGUAGUCUUAAUUUAUAUUUUUAUCUAAACUCGAUAAGAAUAUUUAAAACCCCUUGGAUUAUUUUUUUUUUCCUUUUUAAACCACUAUUGUAGUCCUUGAGGGGGUUUAACAUGUUGCAUGCUAUAACAACUAUGAUGGAGUAAAAAAAUGUCUAUUCCGGUAUUCUCAAUUACAGUCGAAAUUGGGUCAAGCUUUUCUUCGUGGUUAACAACCAAACCAAACCAAAUCAAAAGACUGGGAGCCACGUGAAGGGAACAGAAAGACCACAAAGCGUGAAUGUGAAAAAAAAUCAAAGAGGUGUGUGUCUAUUUAUGAGUGGCCUGUGAAAAUGACAUGGCUGCCAUAAAAACAGAGCAUCUUCUAACUUUCAUGAGGCUAUUCCACGUGUUGUUUAAUGAAUUGGCCACCUAUAAAAAGAUGUUUUGAUUUUAGCAAAAUAAAUAAGAAGAACAAAAAAUGGGUCUGUUUUCAUCA